CGAGAAUCUUAGAUACAAAUGCUUUUCUGCAUCUACUCAGCCAGCGGCUUCCACAGCCUGCAGACUACGACCCCCAUCAUCCCACAGGCUGCUGGCGAAACUCGUGCCCCUCACCGGUUCCUCUCACAAAUCCACAGUACUCUUGUCAUUCUUCCAUCGACUCCUCGUGGAUUGGGUUGUGUGUACGAUUCUGUUUCAUCCACCAAGGCCGGAAUAUGUUGUGAAUAGGCAAGACCUUGCUGAGGACGGUCGAAUACGGGACCUUCGGGCGAUCGCGGCACGCCGUGCUUCGCAAAAUGGUCUUGGAAUCCAGGUAUGGAGAGAUAGGCGCCAGCCACGGGCGAGUGGCGAGUGACAGCAAUGUCCAGUCCGCAGAAAAACCCCGCCCCGUUCCUUCACCCUAGUGACGAAUGCGGUCGCUUCAGUGCUCCUAGGCCCAGGUUCAGGGCCCCAGAUGCUGAUUUUGAGCGGGUGGGACAAUGUUAGCGUUGAGUGUACUUUUGAGGCCAAUAAGAAGGAAAAGUAUAGGAGGCCGGGAAGGUGAAGACAGGGGGGUUCGGGAUAGAGUUCGG
Dacryopinax primogenitus is the source of this 572-nucleotide messenger RNA. RefSeq lists its product as uncharacterized. NCBI's taxonomy places the organism in Eukaryota, Fungi, Basidiomycota, Dacrymycetes, Dacrymycetales, Dacrymycetaceae. The record is from RefSeq and is a predicted model, not a curated record. The transcript has a single exon. The annotation marks the transcript as partial.